Orussus abietinus is the source of this 1733-nucleotide messenger RNA. Its product is annotated as integrator complex subunit 12. Lineage: Eukaryota; Metazoa; Arthropoda; Insecta; Hymenoptera; Orussidae. The record is from RefSeq and is a predicted model, not a curated record. The coding region runs from base 339 to 1277 and encodes 312 amino acids. The transcript is spliced from 4 exons. Gene Ontology annotation, biological process: snRNA 3'-end processing. Gene Ontology annotation, cellular component: integrator complex.
UGGAUAUUAGAGCUGUUGCAUUUACAUUGGGGAUCAAAACCAGUAAAUACAGUUCUGUAUAGAAGUUUUACAUCUGUACUGUAAGUUUCACAGUACUGACAGCAACUGACAGUUAUUUUUUACGAAACGUCCAUGUAAGAGUUAACUGAAAAUGAUGGACAUUUUGAAAGGAACGUGCUUAUUUGUUAUUAACUACGUGUAGAAGAUACCGACUGCUCCAAUUUGCCAUUUUCUGAAGAACUUUAUAUAUUGAACAUUUUUUUGAAGCCUUUUAUCAAAGAAGCGUCAUUAAAUCUGUUUUGUGAUACUUCUAUCACCCUAAUUUCUUACACGCAACAAUGUCGCAGUUAGAACUAGAUCCUCAAUUCACUCAAGGUUUACGCCUACUUCAUUCAACAAACAAAGAUUCCGCUGAACAGCUAAGAGCAUUAUUGGAUGAAGCUAUUAGGCAGAAACAUGGUCCAGCUAAAAUGCUCUGCAACGUGUUACAUAAAAAGUACAUGAUGGAAGAGCCGGUAUUGAGUGACAACAGCUGUAGUAGUGGUAAAAAGAGUAAAAGCUCUGGUUCUUCUUCCAAGCAGUCGAGCAAGUCGAGUAAAAACAGUUCUCCUGUGAACCUACCUGCUCGUGAUACACCACCGGAUGUGUUAGCAGCCGACGACUCAUUGGCAUUAGAAAUAUUAGAAGAUGACCUAACUUGCGUUAUUUGUCGAGGAAUGGAUGUAGGGGCACGUAAUAGGCUCGUGGAAUGCGUGGAGUGUCAUGCACUGUACCAUCAGGAAUGUCACGUUCCUCAUAUUCAGGAUUCCCAAAUAGAUGUACCCCGACUAGUUUGGUACUGCUCCAAUUGUACUAAAACACAGCAGGCAACCGUUGCCGUUGAAAGAGCUCCAGCGGUAAAAGAAAGAUCUUCUCCGAAGACCGUCAUCGAAGGAAAGGCCAAAGAGUCUAAAAAAUCAAGUAGUUCAAGUUCAAAGCACAGUGAAAAGUAUAAGUCUACCUCGAAUAAUUCAUCCCAAUUGCAGUCAAGUAACAGUACCGGUGUUGCCAGUCCAGGCUCUGCUACAGGACCUAAGAUUAUGCCAAAUAUCCACAUCGUUAGUGCUGACAGAAGGCUGAAAGAUAUGAUAAAAAAAGCAAAACAGGAUAAACGGACUACAAAUAGUGGUUCCGGCAGUACCAAACAUUCCUCCGUUAAUUCAACGGCUUCCACGUCUUCCAUCAAGAAUUCACAGGAAAAAGCCCUGCCAUACAAGGCGAAGCAAGUCGUGGAGUGAGUUCGUCCUGCUCGGUAUUGCAUGGUGCAGUACUUUCUGCGACUCUAAAAUAAAAAUCAACGAUUAACGAAUCAAUGUAGAUCUCAACGCGAAUCGAUAAAAUCGGCAUGAUCUCGGCUAUGUCACUAAGAAAAUGAUCGAUCAUCAUUUUAAAUGAUUUUUUAUAUGAAGUACGAAAUGUAGAGAACACAUUCUAUUACUUUUUGUCGUACCGACGAGAGAAUUUAAAUCUAUUCUAAGAUUUCGACGGAAAGGCAGAUUCAAACACAAAACGCCAGACGUCUGAACCGUCACGCAGUCAAUUGCGUUUUGAGAUUUCUUUGUAAAUAUAUUUUGACUAAGCAUUCGAUCACCUACGGACGACGUUGGCGAGCAUACUAUUAUACAGUGUAACAAUAAGUAAGCGAAGAGCAAUCCACUCUUUGUAAUACCAAUAUAUUUUUGCGAUUUUUUAAA